This is a messenger RNA of Plasmodium berghei ANKA, 2835 nucleotides long. Its product is annotated as conserved Plasmodium protein, unknown function. Bases 1 to 2835 code for a protein of 944 amino acids. The transcript has 3 exons. The record is from RefSeq and is a predicted model, not a curated record. Lineage: Eukaryota; Apicomplexa; Aconoidasida; Haemosporida; Plasmodiidae.
AUGAGCGAUAAUAAUGAUAAAAACAAAUGUGGUGGAAUAAAAAAUAUAUUGGAAAGCAUAAAAGAAAGUGAAAAUACGAAAGAUAAAUUUAUUAAUAUUUUAAAAUUGACAAAAAAUAUAAAUGAAUUGAAUGAAAAUGAUAAACUAACUGUUUUAAAAGCUGUAGAUCCCGAGUUCCUUUGCUUAUUAUUACGGUCAAAAAAUGAAUUUAAAUUAUUUACUAUUCGUCUAAUUAAUAGUUUAGUAUCAACUUCAACAUGCAUAUUUUUAAAGAGGUGUAUUCCAUAUGUUAACUCUAUUAUUUAUUAUUAUUUAACUCAUAUAAAAAAUGUAAAUAAAAAAUUAAAAGGGUUUGAAAAAAAAACGGAUAAACAAAAUGAUAACACACACGAUAAUUACCAAAAUGAAGAAUAUGAUGCAUUUGAAUAUGAAUGUGAUACAAAAGAUAUAAAUAUUCUUUAUAAUGAAUCUUUAACUUUUUUUUUAAAAAUUGAACCUCUUUUAAAAAACGAAUAUUUUAUUAAAACAACUUAUGUUAAUUACGAGAAUAAUGAUAUUGAUGUUGAUGUGGAAAUGUAUUUUUUUAAAAAAAAACUAAAAAAAAAAUAUAUUGAAGAAAAUGAUAUACAAGAUUUAAAUUGUCAACAAAUAAGCUCAGGAUCUGAACUAGAGGAACAAUCUGAUUCUUCAAUUUUUGAAGACAAUAAUGAAAAUAAUAAUUCAAAAGAAGAUGGUUUUUGUUUUCCAAAUGAACAAAUAUGUUUAAUUGAAUUGUUUUUUGAUAUUUUAAAGGAAAAUAUUGCAAUACAAAUUGAAAAAAAAAGAGAAACAAAGAUAGAGGAAAGUCAAACAUCUUUACAAAAGUGUGCAGAAAAAAUAUGUUCUGAAAUUGGAAAUAGCGAAAAUGUGAUAAAACAAAACAUUGAUGAUUUAAAUAUUGAAAAUAUAUUAUUAACAAAAGAUAAUAUAAAUGUUUCCUUACUUUUUUUAAAUAAUAUAAUUUUGAAAGUUAAUUACACAAAAUUUAUAAAAGAAUAUUUUAAUUUAUUAAAUCAAAUAAUUGAAAAUUAUGGAGAAGAAGAUAUUAUAGAUACAGCAAUAAAUUGCUUAACAAAUUUAAAUAUAUAUAUAAAAAAUAAAAAUUUCCAAAAUGUGUUAAAUAAAAAUCAAAUAUAUAAAUUUUAUGCAAAUGUUAUUUAUUUAUUUUCAGAAAUAAAAAAUAUAAAAAAAAAAAAAAAUUUAUAUAAACUAUAUUCAACAAUAUAUACAUGCUUAAAUUAUAUAUAUGAAAAUAAAAAUUCUUCGGGUAUUUUUAAAACACCGUUGUCUUAUAUGAAUGUAGAAUUAUAUAUUUUUUUUGAAGACGUUAUAAAAUAUUUAAAUAAUGAAAAAAAACAUAAUUUUAUUUUUAUUACCAACCAAUUUGAUGGUAUGAUACAACUAAUAUGUAACAACAUUUAUAAUGUUGUAAAUUUUUUAAAUCAAUGUUAUUUGGUUAGUGAUAAAAAUGGUUUAAGAAAAAAUGUAGAAAAAUAUUCCACGGAAAAAAACCACGAUCAAAAAAUUAACGCAGCAAAGAGUGUUGGCAAAUUUGAGAAUGUUGAUAAAAUAGAUCAAUGGAAAAACGAAGAAAUAUGUAAAAUGGAAGCAAAUGAUAUUUACAUAAUUAUGACAAAAAUAAAGAGAUCUAUUGAAUUAUUAGUAGAAUUUUUUAAAGACAUAAAAAAUAUAUUUAAGCCUUGUAAUAAAAAUUGUGAAAAUUUUAUUGCUUUUAAAAAAAAAUUUGAUAAAGAAAUUAAUUCUUUAAUUUGCUUAUUUUGUAAUUAUUUAAUUCAUGAAAAUGUGCAUUAUAUUGAUGAUUUUUUUAAUUUAUUGGAAUUAUUUACUAUUUGUUUGGAAGAACAGAAUUUCUUUUAUUUAGUUAUGGUUAUAAAGCAUAUUGAUGCAGAUCAUUAUUUUAACAAUAAGCAAUUUUUAACAAAAGUUUUUCUUUAUAUAUUUAAUAUUAGUAUGAAAAAUAUUAUACAUAUAAAUAUUUUGUUUAAUUUAUUUAAUAAAUGCACAUAUAAUGUAAUAGAUUUUAUACAAAUAAACACACAAUACUGUAACAUAAAUUGUACUAGCAAUAUAUAUCAAAAAUUUAAACAAAAUGCAAAAAAGGAAUAUGAUUUAAUUCAAAUUUCACACAUUCCAAUAGAUAAAUUAAACAAUAUAUCUUUUGUUUAUUUAAUAUCACAAGAUGAAUAUAAUAAGAAAAAUAAUAAAGAAACUGUAGAAAAUAUUAUUAAUUUUUCGAAAAACUUUUUUAUUUAUUACUAUUUUAAUAUUCUACAUAAAAAUCAAGAGAAAGUAUUAUCCGAAAUUUUUGAUAUAUAUAAAGACAAUUAUUUUAAUAUAAAUAAUAAUUAUAUACAAAAAAAUGACCAAACAUUUUUCCUUUCUAUAAAAGUAUUAUUAACUAUUUCCUCUUUACUUUUUAUUCGAUUUGAUCCAUUUAUCGUAACUUCUAUUCUGGACAAUCAUGAAAUAUUCUUUAUACAGGAUUGUUUAAUAAUAUCCCUUUUUAAUUUGAAAGCUUCAAAAGAUGAUAAAAAAAAUAAUGAAUUAAUGUGGAUAAAUAAAAAGAGAGAAAAAUAUUUUUUAAAAACAUUGAAACUAGUUUAUUUCCUUUUGUAUUAUAAUCCUUAUUUUGUUUCAUUAUUUAUUUUCCGUUUAAAACAAGCAAAGCAUGUAAGUGGUAAUAUAUCUUUUGAAAUUACAAAUACAAAAAUGGCAAAAGAACACCAUAUUUCUAUAUGUGCAGUUUUAAACAAACUAGUAGAAAGCUAUGUGUAA